Messenger RNA from Thamnophis elegans (Western terrestrial garter snake), 1740 nucleotides. RefSeq names its product surfeit locus protein 6-like. Bases 281 to 1390 code for a protein of 369 amino acids. Lineage: Eukaryota; Metazoa; Chordata; Lepidosauria; Squamata; Natricidae. Gene Ontology annotation, biological process: ribosomal small subunit biogenesis; ribosomal large subunit biogenesis. Gene Ontology annotation, cellular component: nucleolus. The record is from RefSeq and is a predicted model, not a curated record. The transcript has 5 exons. Gene Ontology annotation, molecular function: RNA binding; DNA binding.
UGCAAAAGAGGAUCGAAUGGAUCGAUUGGCAAAGCCUACCUUUCCAGCCACGUGGGGGCAAAAGCCGCUGGAGUGCGCCCUGCUUUGCGCACGGGGCUUCCCUUGUGCGCCUCUUUUGCGCCCUCGAGCCUCAGCCCGCUCCAGAUACACCCCCACCAGGAUUUCAUCUCGGGGGCCAAACAGAUGACGGGCUGAACGGUCACAUGAAACCCUCAUCAUUUCAGAGGCCCUUUUCUUCUGGAGAAGAUCUGGUUUGAUCUUGGUUGGUUAUCACUUCAAAAUGGCCAACUUAGCUGCCGCAGACUUUUACUUGCAGACUCUGGCGAAGAAAAUUUGCGCCCAGGAACUCCGUGAACCGCUGAAAAGGAAGUUUGGAGGGCCUGGAAGCAAGCUGAGGGACGAGAGCACUCAGCCCGGGAAGAAGAAGAAGGAGAGGAAGAAAGAAAAAAAUCAGAAAAAGAAGAAUACAGUGGGGGCUUCUAGGGGCAAAUUCAGCCAAGGACCAGCCAAACCAGCAAGCUACGAUGCGAAGAAGAUGGGGCCAGUUACUGCAAUCGCACCUGGUGCCAGUGCAGAGGAAAGAAAUGGGAAAGAAACGUUGGUAACACCUGGCGGUACAGGGAAUAAAAAGGCACCUGACACAAAUUUUGCAAUGGAUUUCUUGCGGCAGAGGCUACACAACAAAAUUGAAGAAAUAUCUGGGAAGGCUAGCGCCAAAACUCUCUCACCCACCGUGCUGGAGAAGCGCCAGCGAAGGAAAUACGAACGAGAGAGAAAGAAACGCCGGAGGAAGGAGAUCAAAAUGAAGGAGAAAUUAGAGAAGGAAACCGCAGAAGAGGCGUCACCCGCCGUGGCUUCGGAGCCCCAGCAGGCGGAGAGCAAACCUGACAUCUUGUUUAACAAAGUGGAGAUCCAUGCAGAAGAGGAGCUGAACAAACUGAAGAAAAAGGAGGUUAAAAGAAAAUCCAUCAAAGGCAACAUAACACCACUGACCGGCAAGAAUUAUAAGCAACUCUUAAACCGGCUGGAAUCUCGGAAAACCCAGUUGGAAGAGUUGAAGGCCAAAGACGAGGAGAAGGCUAAGGAGUUGGAGGCAAAGAUGCAAUGGACCAAUGUCCUUUACAAGGCCGAAGGCGUGAAGAUCCGCGAUGACGAAGAGAAGCUGAAGGCCGCCCUGAAACGCAAAGAGAAACGUAAGGCCCAGCGUCAGAGGAAGUGGGAAAAGCGGACGGAACAGGUGGUAGAGAGAAUGCAGCAGCGGCAAGAGAAACGUCGCAAGAACAUCCAGGAGAAGAAGCUGGCCAAGAUCGAGAAGAAGAAGGCUAAAGCUCGGAAGAAAGGACGCAUCCUUCCUGAAGAUCUCAAGAAAGCUGGCCCUAAACGGAACUGAGUUUUAACCCGCUUCGGGUUUGAACGAACAAUGUGGAUGUUAAGAGAAUCCAUCCUCUGAGCUGACGGGGCAUGGAGAUGAUGCAAUCAAGUCUGUUUGGGUCAACCCUGGGUUUGAGGAGGACCUCAAGCGUGGCAGAUACUUCUUUCUGAAGUCUCUCAACCAAAGUUGAGUCAUUGGAUUGCCUCUUUCCAGCUGUUCUCAAAUUAUCCUUUCCUGUUUUAGGGAGUGAGAUUUGAAAUCUUGUUACGUAGAAUCAUGUGGUGAAAGGAUGACAUUUAUCCUAUCUUAAAUCUGAGAAAUGCAUUGAAGCAAGGAAGGAAUCAUUAAACAUUCUAUCCUGGUCUGCA